Punica granatum (pomegranate) is the source of this 2719-nucleotide messenger RNA. The record is from RefSeq and is a predicted model, not a curated record. NCBI's taxonomy places the organism in Eukaryota, Viridiplantae, Streptophyta, Magnoliopsida, Myrtales, Lythraceae.
UUUCUCUCUCCUCCACAAAGUUCUCGCUUCCGACAGAGAGAGAGAGAGAGGCACAAGGAGAGCCCCCCCGACACCUCCGCUCGAAGAUCGCAUCGCUUCCCUCCGCCUUCCCUCGCCUAGAUCUCCGUGCAGAUCGACGGUCCAGAUCGCGCCACGCCGUCGCCGCCGCCGCCGCUGCCAGUCUCCCCCUCCUUGUUCAUCCGUUACGGAUCUCUCUCACCGAGAGGAGAAAGACACAGGAACAGCCGCCGGCAUUACCGGAGGUGCCCCGCAGUUCAGAGCACUUUCACUACCUCCUGCAAAUCGAGCUCGAGCUCUGGGAUCUGACCGUUGCCAACGGCAAUUGGAAGUCAACGGAUUUGCCGCCUUCUGCCUCCUAAUCGCCAGAUCUAGAGCUUCAGCUGAAACGGUGAGUGUAAUCGACAGCAGUGAUGGCUCCAAGCACGAUCCGCAAGGCAAUCGGGGCUGUCAAGGACCAGACCAGUAUUGGCAUUGCCAAGGUGGCGAGUAACAUGGCGCCUGAGCUUGAAGUCGCUAUUGUGAAGGCCACAAGCCACGAUGAUGAUCCGGCCCACGAGAAGUACAUCCGUGAGAUCCUAAACUUGACCUCAUACUCUCGCGGGUACAUCCAUGCUUGUGUGUCUGCGGUCUCAAAACGGCUCGGGAAGACCCGGGAUUGGAUUGUGGCACUGAAAACCCUCACAUUAAUUCACCGGCUGCUGAAUGAUGGCGAUCCCAUCUUCCACGAUGAGAUAAUGUAUGCAACAAGGCGAGGAGCUAGGUUGCUGAAUAUGUCGGAUUUUCGAGAUGAGGCUCACUCUACUUCGUGGGACCAAUCUGCUUUUGUAAGGACUUAUGCCAUGUACUUGGAUCAGAAGCUUGAGCUAAGUUUAUUUGAAAGAAAGAGCGGUGGUGGUAGUGGAGGCGUAAAUGGGAGCAGUAGCGUUCACAGUGAGGAUAGAUAUGGACCUCGUGGCGAAGAUAGGUAUGGUCCUCGUGAUGAUUUUAGGUCACCACCACCUCGAGGGUAUGACUAUGACUAUGGUGAUUCAAGAGGAGAGUAUGGGAGCUAUGGCGGAGGAAUGAGGAGGUCGAGAUCUUAUGGAGAUAUGGCCGAGUCUGCGCGAGGGAGAGAAGGGAGAGAAGAGAAGAGGGUAGUUACGCCCUUGAGGGACAUGAAGCCCGAGAGGAUUUUUGGCAAGAUGGGUCACUUGCAGAGGCUGCUGGAUAGGUUUUUGUCAUGUAGACCGACCGGUUUAGCAAAGAACAAUAGAAUGAUCCUGAUUGCGCUUUACCCCAUCGUGAAGGAGAGUUUCCAGCUUUAUGCUGAUAUUUGCGAGGUUUUGGCAGUCUUGCUUGACAAGUUCUUUGACAUGGAAUACGAAGACUGUGUCAAGGCUUUCGAUUCUUAUGCUAGCGCUGCAAAACAGAUUGAUGAGCUGAUUGCGUUCUACAACUGGUGCAAGGACACUGGUGUGGCAAGGUCAUCUGAGUAUCCUGAAGUGCAGAGGAUUACGAGUAAGUUGCUGGAGACGUUGGAGGAGUUUGUGAGGGAUAGAGCGAAGAGACCUAAGAGCCCUGAAAGAAAGGAGUUGCCUGCACCUGAGCCCCAGGAGGAGGAGCCCGCGCCUGACAUGAAUGAGAUUAAGGCGCUGCCUCCGCCCGAAAAUUACACUCCUCCUCCACCUCCUGAGCCAGAGCCUGAGCCGCCCAAGCCUCAAGUUACUGGGGAUCUGGUGGACUUAAGAGAUGAAGGAGUCACUGCCGAUGAUCAAGGGAAUACAUUGGCUCUGGCCCUCUUUGCUGGCCCUGCGGCCAAUAAUGGGAACAACUCGUGGGAAGCAUUCCCUUCGAAUGGUGAACCCCAAGUGACAUCAGCAUGGCAGAAUCCAGCAGCUGAACCUGGAAAGGCUGACUGGGAGUUGGCUUUGGUGGAGACUGCAAGUAACCUAACCAACCAGAAAGCUGCAUUAGGGGGUGGGCUUGAUCCCUUGCUGUUGAAUGGAAUGUACGAUCAAGGAAUGGUGAGGCAGCAGGUGAGCACAGCCCAGUUGAGUGGAGGGAGUGCAAGUAGCAUUGCACUGCCUGGGCCCGGAAAGAGCGCUACCCCCGUGCUGGCUCUUCCUGCCCCUGAUGGGACCAUCCAGACAGUGAAUCAGGACCCAUUUGCUGCUUCCCUUACCGUCCCACCUCCCUCCUAUGUUCAGAUGGCAGAUAUGGAGAAGAAGCAGCACUUGCUGGUGCAGGAGCAGCAUCUAUGGCAGCAAUACGCUGUUGACGGGAUGCGGGGCCAAACUAGUUUAGCCAAGAUCGGAGGGACAGGAUUCUACACACAGGUCCCAGCUGGUAUGCCAGUGAUGCCCUAUGGAAUGCCUCCAGCCAAUGGGAUGGGACAGCCCGCUGGGUAUUACCAUCCUCCUUACUGAUUUUGUUUGCUUGCUCACGUUGCUUGCUUUUUAUAUAUACAUAGAAUGAUGACCACCUCUGUUUUUGUCCAUUUUAAUGAAUGAAUUUGUAGCUAUUACUUCUUUUUGUAAUGAUAUGAUUAUGAAUGUGAUAUUAGUCAUGAAUUUGUGCGAUGGGGGAGGGAAAGAUGAGACUCUGAGCUGAGGGGGCAUGCUUCUCAGGGGGGGAUGGCUUGUUGGAGGACAGACUUUUGUAAUCAAAUUUGUGACACUUCCCGUGUUCUUAUCGUUCUAUAUUGGCAAAUUUCUUGACU